Molecule: messenger RNA, 423 nt
Organism: Plasmodium fragile
Lineage: Eukaryota; Apicomplexa; Aconoidasida; Haemosporida; Plasmodiidae
Exons: 2
Coding region: 1-423 (140 amino acids)
Source: RefSeq, a predicted model, not a curated record
AUGAAGCUGCCGUUCGGAAUUGUCCUGUCGGUUAUGCUCCUCCUGGGGCUAAUCUGCGCAAAGGAUAACCCCACCAAAGUGAUCACGAAAGAUAAGUACCGAAAUAAAUUUCGUAAACAUCACAAGAUACCCACCUUAAGUAACGACGCGGAUCGAAAUUUCCUUCAGAUGAAGUCUGCGCAUAUUUACAACCCGUCCUUAGCGUACAGAGACCUAUUCGAUAACAACGCAAUGGGAACCUCCACCAUUUAUUACAACCGCCUCAUGUGGGGGGCCAUUAUCUUCCUGAUCAUGUUCAUACUGGUGAGCACCAUAGGGGUGUUUCUGUACGUAAACAACUUGGAGAACAGCGCGCCGAAGAAGAGGCAUGUGAAGAACGCCACAAACUACUAUGUCGUCAAUCCGAUCGUGCCCUACGCUUAG